AUGUCUAAACAUACAAAUAAUAAGUCUAAUAAUACUUCGCUUGAUUUAGAUAUAGUUUUAGCUAAUAAUAAUGAAGAAUAUGAAAAUACGCCUAUUACCCCACGUACUCCAGAGAAAAAACAUCCAUUUAAGUACAUAGAGAAUGUUGAAACGCCUUUUAAGCUAAAAAUAAGUCGAAAUGAAAUCAAAAGCGAGAUUAAAGAAAAAGAUAACAAAUUAUUAAGCAUAUUUCAAGAGAUAGAUGGAUUAGAGAAAGAUGGUGAAUGGUUUAGGAAGAAAAGGAUAGGUAGGAAGAAGAAGCCUUUAAAUUUAGCUUCAUCUCAAGCAGUUAGUGUUAUUAAAGAUAAGAUAGGGAUUUGUUCAAUUGAGUCUUAUUUUCAGAUACACUUUAGUAUUAAAGAGACUUUGCAUAGUAGUAAUGAGUCUUUUGUUUAUUGGGUGCGGGAAAAGAGGGCUAUAGAUGGUUUAGGAAGUGGACAGAUGUGUAAGUAUUGUCUAGAGAGGAUGGGGUUGGUGUUGAGUGGAGUAGGUGGUGGUGAUAUGGGUGGUGGAGAUGUAUUAAGUGGAGAUCUAAGUAGUAUUGGAGAUAUUGUUAUUGGAGAUAGUAAAAAUCAAAAUCAAAAUCAAAAUCAAAAUCAAAGUGGAGAUAGUGAGGGAGAUGGAGGUGGGGAGAUGGAACGGGUGGUUAAGAUAUCUAGAUUGCAAUGGGCUACUUUGGAGGAACGGCGGGUGCGGAUUAGAGAGGCUAAGUUUUUGUAUCGGUUGCGUAAGUGCCGGAAUAUUACGCGGAUUAGAAGGGCUUGGGAGGAGAUGGGAAUGCUUUAUAUUGAGAUGGAGUGGUGUAAUAAUGGGACUUUGAAGGAGUUUUUGAAAAAGAAUUCUUAUCUAUCUCAGAAAGUUUUGUUAUCUUUGGCGGCUCAGAUGAUUAAUGGGUUGAAAGCGAUUAAUCGGGCUAAGAUUGUUCAUUUAGAUAUUAAACCGGAGAAUAUUUAUCUGCAUAGAGAUAAGAAAAGAAGGAUUUUGGUUAAGAUUGGGGAUUUUAGUAUUAGUCGGCCGAUGGAGGAUAGAACUGAGAUAGAACAUGAUGGGGAUAGGUUGUAUAUGGCUCCGGAGUUGUUGCAGAAUUCGUGUUCGGCUGCUAGUGAUGUUUAUAGUUUAGGACUUAUCUUUAUUGAGAUGUUUCUUUGUGUGGGGGUGCCUUUAAAAAGCAUUCCUUGGACUAAGAUAUCGACUGCUCAGAAGAAAGAGAUUAUCUCUAAAUCAAAAAUAUCUUUGGAAUUGUAUCGGUUAAUCAAAAAAAUGAUUGAUCCUAAUCCGAGUCGAAGACCGACUAUUCAGGAAGUUUAUCUGCAAAUGAAAGAAGUUCGUGUUUCUUGUUCGGCGCCACCUACUUGUAAAAAAGAUCACACAGCCCUAGUUAGUCCGGGCUAG
This is a messenger RNA of Nematocida homosporus, 1431 nucleotides long. RefSeq names its product membrane-associated tyrosine- and threonine-specific cdc2-inhibitory kinase. The coding region runs from base 1 to 1431 and encodes 476 amino acids. NCBI's taxonomy places the organism in Eukaryota, Fungi, Microsporidia. The record is from RefSeq and is a predicted model, not a curated record. Gene Ontology annotation, molecular function: ATP binding; protein kinase activity. The transcript has a single exon. Gene Ontology annotation, biological process: protein phosphorylation.